Molecule: messenger RNA, 2352 nt
Organism: Dendrobium catenatum
Lineage: Eukaryota; Viridiplantae; Streptophyta; Magnoliopsida; Asparagales; Orchidaceae
Product: amino acid transporter AVT6A
Exons: 5
Coding region: 636-1922 (428 amino acids)
Biological process (GO): amino acid transmembrane transport
Molecular function (GO): amino acid transmembrane transporter activity
Source: RefSeq, a predicted model, not a curated record
CCCCCUUUUUCACGUUUUUUGGUUUCAUAAAUUUAAUCCUAAAAUGCUCACUCACUUGGAACAUGAACUCCACUCAUUUUCUUGGAUUCACCGGCAAUGAUGCGCAAGAGCAUAUUUCUUCAUUCCAUCCGAUUCUUGGACGAGGAAGAUCAGGAGAAGAAAUAAAUCUCAAUGCCCUCCCCUUCCCAUCGGCCUUCAGCACGGACCUGACCAAAAGCAUGAGUUGGCUUCUCUUGAUCCAUUCAGAGGCCAAAAAGCUACAAAAACUUGACGAUGCGGAAACUUCCGAUCAAGUCUUCGAAUAUAAGAUACUGAGAGAAAGACGAAUUAAGCAAACGCGGAGGAUUACUCUUACAUUUCGAUAUAUGUCUUGAUUCUAACGCCCAUUUUGAGGGUUUUUAGUUUUUUCGAAAUGUAAAUAUUUACCUCCAUCUUCUGAUACUGAAUCUGUGACUUGUUUAUUAUACUUCAAUUUUCUAUUUUGGGAUCCUAAAAACUGUUCUUUUAACUUCUUAGAUAUUGUUUUGGAUUAUUUCUGUUUGCAGGUCCUUGUUUUGUCUCGGCCACUUACCUUUCCUGUUAUAUAAUUUUUCUUAUAAAUUUUAGCCUAAGAUCGCAGCUUUUACUGGUUAAGAAUGACAAUUGGAAAUGUUUAUCCGAAGGAGAGGAGCAGGGGAAAGAGCAAGCGUGUUCUUGAAGAGAACGCUCCUUUGCUACCUAGCUCGCAGGUGGGAAGUGAAACUUUGAACGAGUUCAAUGGAGCUUCUUUUUCUGGGGCUGUGUUCAAUCUCUCUACUACAAUUGUGGGAGCUGGAAUCAUGUCUUUGCCGGCCACCAUGAAAGUUUUGGGUUUAGUGCCAGGGAUUGCUAUGAUCGUCUUGUUUGCUUUCCUUACCGAAGCUUCAAUAGAGCUGUUGAUCAGGUUUAGUCGAAUUGGGAAGUCGAUUGCUUAUGGUGAUGUCAUGGGUGAUUCGUUUGGGAAAGCUGGGAGGAUGCUGCUUCAGAUCUGUGUGGUUAUUAAUAAUGUUGGUGUUAUGGUUGUUUAUAUGAUUAUAAUCGGUGAUGUGCUUUCUGGAACAUCUUCUAGUGGUGUUCAUCACUCAGGUGUCUUGGAAGGAUGGUUUGGGGAUCAUUGGUGGAAUGGACGUUUCUUUGUUCUUCUUGUUACUACUAUUCUAAUAUUUGCUCCCUUAGCUAGCUUCAAGCGUGUAGAUUCAUUGAGGUAUACGUCUGCAUUGUCUGUUGCACUUGCAGUAGUUUUUGUUGUGAUCACAGCUGGGAUUGCUGUUCUCAAAUUGCUAGUUGGAAGCAUACUGAUGCCAAAAUUGUUUCCUGAUAUACCCAAUCUUGCAUCUAUCUGGAACCUCUUCACUGCAGUCCCAGUUCUUGUAACGGCUUUUAUUUGCCAUUACAAUGCUACAAGCUUCUUUGGUUAUCUUCUCUUUGGAGAAUCAACUCUUCAUGAUGUGCUCGCCAAUUUUGACGCCAACCUUGGCAUACCAUACAGUGCUGUUCUUAGUGAUGUUGUUCGAGUCAGCUAUGCUGCACACCUUAUGCUUGUAUUCCCUAUAAUAUUCCAUGCUCUGAGGCUGAACUUAGAUGGUCUCCUCUUUUCCACUGCAAGGCCUUUAUAUACUGACAACUUAAGGUUCACAGUGACUUCAGUGGCGCUUCUUUCUCUCAUAUUUUUAGCUGCGAACUUUAUUCCUAGCAUAUGGGAUGCCUUUCAAUUCACAGGUGCAACUGCUGCUGUUAGCAUCGGGUACAUCUUUCCCGCUGCCAUCACACUAAGGGAUCCUCAUGGCAUUGGAACAUUGAGAGACAAACUUCUAUCUGUUUUAAUGAUUAUGCUUGCAGUACUGUCUAAUGGAGUAGCCAUAUACAGUGAUGCCUCCUCCCUCUUCAACAGCACCACAGCCUAAGCACAUUGUUGAUCUCCGUUGUCUUCCUUUUGGCUGAAGAAAGCAAUUCUUAUGGUUAGUGUGUACAAAGAGGACGCCUGCAUUGGGUUUCCUUGAAGUUCAGUGCAUUUAUCAACUACUAGCGCAACAUAAUUGUUGAGAUCUAUUUUCCGAUUUUAUUCAUCUAUAUAGGAUCACAGGUUUUUUUAUUGCUUCUUAAAGCAACUUUUUAGUAAAAAAUUAAUUUUUUUGUUCUAGAAAGCUGCUUUAAGAAACAGUGUUAGUACCUUAAUCUUUGUAGAAAUCAAUAUUUUGAGAGGUGGAGAAAUAUUUGAGAUUUUUAUUUAGCUAGUUGUAACUGCGUUUCCUUAACCUUGCAACACCUGUUAGAGUAAGCCUUGAACAAUAAUGCUGUAAAUAACCGUUUUUAUGUGAAUAAUCCUUAAAACUA